AUGCCUCAACCACGGACGUUGCUCGCUCCCCAUCGGCUAGCCAUAGUCAUCAGUCUGCCAUCAGCAUCUUGUUGCGGGCAUCGCAUCGUGAGCCGCCAUACGCCCAAAGCUGCUUAUUGUUGUCCUCCGGUUUCGGCUGCCGCCACCACCGACGGAGGAGUGAGUUCUAACGCUGUACGAAAAACAUACAAAUUUCCACCCGCCACCGCGGUAGUCGCUACGAGCCAUCACGCGCCGCCGUUCACCUCAUCCUCACCAGCUGAGCUGGAAAUUUCGGACGAUGAAGAUAAUUCAAUGCCGUCAAACGAUUUACCAAGUAUGCUAAAGCACGAGAAUUUGGAUUAUGAUUUUCCACAAGAAAACACAAGCUCGAGGCCUAUGGAAAAUGUGGCGAGCUCGUCUGGGACCAAUUUAAGAUCAUCUUUCUUGGGGAUGGGAUUUGCGCCAGCUCUUGUCGACAAAGCAAUUGAUGAACAUGGUGAAGGGAAUGCAGAGUUAUUGUUGGAGACACUCUUUGCAUAUUCUAAUCAUCAGCAACCAAAGCCAGAACCUUUUGAUGAUGGCCUAUCCAACAGCAGCAGUGAUGAUUUAACCGCAAACCAUCAUGUAAAGGAGGAACCUGAUGCUGGCAGUGCCAUUGAUGGAAAAAAGGAAUCAUUAUUGAAAAUGAAUUUCACUGUCGAUGAAGUUGAGCUUGCUAUGGGUAGACUUGGUAAAAAUGCUACUGUUGGUCAACUAAUGGACUUCAUUUUUGCUACGCGGAUGGCCAAGAAGUAUGAAAAAGAUACACCUAAUAUAAUAAUUGGAGAUGAGGAAAAUGAAAAGGUUUUGUUUGAUGACUCUUUCAACAAGUUCACGAUUGUAACAAUGAGGUGCUAUUUGGUGUCAUGGAAAAGACGCUUCAACUGCUUGAAAUGGGCUUUUCAGAGAACGAAAUAUCAACAGCUUUUGAGAAAUGUGUAUCGGCCUCCAAAACGGAAAACAUCCGAGCCCCUUUUCAACUCAUUAUUCAUCAAGACAGAGGUACAAGGCGACCUCACAUCCCAAGCCGGGACUUCCAACUCGCUCGUGAAACCAAAGCGCAAGAUCCCAAGAACACGACUUACGCACGAACCAAACGACUUCAUGGAACCAAAGGUGGAAUUCGCCGAGACCAGGAGCUCCGCCAACCUGCCGCCAGCCUGGCAAAUGGACUUUCUAGCGGAAGACUCGAAGCCCUCAAUGUACCCUUGCAGGACCCUUUCUCCGGCAGCCGCACGGCCCCCUUAUUUCCUCUACGGGCACGUGACCAACCUCUCUCAUUCCUCGUGGACCAAAAUCUCUCAGUUUCUGUACUCGGUCAAGCCCGAGUUCGUAAACACCGAGUCACACUCGGCCCUGAGCCGACUCGAAGGCUACGUGCACAACCUCCCCACGGAAAAUCGGGCCCACAUCCUCCCCAGGGGCCCGCUCACCAUCCAGGAAGCCGCCCCACACUCCGAAAAAUGGUGGCCCGCGUGGGACACCCGGAAGCACCUGACCCACGUCGGCUGCCACGCGGGCGGGUCGGCUCACGUCAUCGACCGAGUCUCCCUGGCCCUGUCCGGGCCCGAUGGGCCUCCGCCUCCGGACCUCGUCCAGCAGCUCCAAUCAAAGAGCCUCAUCUGGAUGGGCCGGAAUCGGGUGGGCCCGCUGGAGCCCGAGCUGGCGGAGCGCGUGAUGGGCUACCCGCCGAACCACACUCGGGCCGCCGGGCUCGGCCCGGAUGAACGGCUUAGAUCGCUCGGGCUCGCUUUCCAAACGGACACGCUGGGUUACGUUCUUUCGGUUGUGAGGCAGCUUUGUCCGGGAGGGGUGGCUGUGCUGUCAUUUUUCACGGGGAUUGGUGGGCCUGAGGUGGCGCUGCAGCGGCUGGGGAUUAGGAUGAGGGGUGUGGUGUCGGUGGAGCCGAGUGAGGUGAGGCGGAGGAUUGUGAGGAGGUGGUGGGAGAGUAGCGGGCAGGGUGGGGAGCUGGUGCAGAUUGAGGAUGCGAGCAGGCUGACGGGGGGGAGGCUGGAGGAGCUGACGAAGAAGUUUGGGGGGUUUGAUUUGGUGGUGUGCCAGAACCCGAGUUCGGGCGCGGAGAGUGAUGUGCUGUCAGGACUGGAUUUCUCCAUGUUUGUGGAGUUUGUGAGGGUUCUGCAGCGGGUGAGGUCGUCCACCAGAUAAUUGUUUUGGAGGAUUGAAAUAAUUGUGACAUUUAUGUAUGAUAUAAGAUAAGAUUAUUAUAUCUAUCUAUUUAUUUUUUUUUUAGUUAGACCUCUACAGUAGGAGGAGAACUGGAAUAUAUGUCACUAAACCAUCAAUAAUGCCCCAAGAAUGUGAGGUAUUUCAGUAGUAAUUUGUUUGAUAAUAAUUACUCUGCAACUUUGGUGGUGGUGCAUGUUUUUGUUACCUAAUAUUCCAUGUCACUAGACAUGGCUACAGGCCGAACUGGUCUGGUCAAGCCUUCGGCCUGGUCAAGCCCGUUGACUGAUAGCGUGGAGCCGGGCCUGUUCAGGUUAUCAAUUAUUAUCAAUUAAUAAAUUUGUGAAUUGGGC
This is a messenger RNA of Striga asiatica, 2558 nucleotides long. NCBI's taxonomy places the organism in Eukaryota, Viridiplantae, Streptophyta, Magnoliopsida, Lamiales, Orobanchaceae. The record is from the annotation of a GenBank genome assembly.